GUUUACAACAAGUCGCAAGCAGCGGCUAUUGAUGGAACCUUGGCCGCUCUGCGUCUACCGUUCCCGAUACCCAGGAUUUCAUUCGUUCAAGGCCCACCAGGGACAGGAAAAUCUCACACCAUUAUUGGUUUGAUAAAAUCAUACUUAAAGGUAAAGUAUUGUUGUUACUUUUCUGCGCAGUUUUCUGAGGUUCAGAUUUUACCUUCACUACUUCUUACGCAUUUGAUUGGUUAAUGGACCAUAUGCAUUAUAGACUAAAUUUUGAUCUCAACAAGUCUAGACAAAAUUUUUAUCACAGCUUGAAAGAGCAUCACAAUAUUUCGAAGUUUCGUUGCGAAAUGUUGUAAAAUGCAGAUAAUAUAGCCUUUGCGAAGUUUGCCGUUUUUCAGUCAUUUUGUAUUACAAACGGGAAAUUGACAGCCCCAAUGUAGCCUGCGAAAACAGCCGCUACUUUGUUGCUCCCUAUUAAUAUAACGUCGCACAAAGAAGAUAGUUAAUUAAGAAGUCUUCUUUGUGCGACGUUAUAUUAAUAGAAGCAGCAAAGUGGCGGCUGUUUUCGUAGGCUACCCCAAAGGGUAUUGGGCUGUCAAUUUCCCCCGCGUAAUGCAAAAUGACUGAAAAACGGCAAACUUUGCAAGGUUAUAUUAUCCGCAUUUUACAUCAUUUCGCAACGACACUUUAGAAUGUUACUAAUUUUGUGAUGCUCUUUCAAGCUGUGAUGAAAUUUUGUGUAGACUUGUUGAGAUCAACAUUCAGUCUAUAAUGCAAAUGGUCCAUUGGAUAUAUAAAACGUAUCUGAUUGGUGGUAGCGGUAUUGGAACUCAAAUCUGAACCUCCCUAUUACGUCCACCUAAAGCCCUGGUCGAACGAAAAUGUGAGUUGAUCAGAGUUGAGAAGCGAGAGUUUGCAUCAGAGUUUUCUCAACUCUCAUAUCCCGGUCAAACAAGAACAAGAGUUGCAUAAGAAUUGACGAUAUUUGACUGGAUAUUACCGCGCGCGUAUAGCGAAAACUCGUAUCAACUCUCUUUAAAAUUUGAACCAAUGGACUUAUUCCCUAAUGAACAAAAUUUUGAUCUAGACAAGUCUAGACAAAAAUUUCAUCACAGCUUGAAAGAGCAUCACACAAUUAGUAUAAUAUUCCGAAGUUUCGUUGCGAAAUGUUGUAAAAUGCGGAUAAUAUAGCUCUGCGAAGUUUGCUGUUUUUCAGUCAUUUUGUAUUACGCACGGGAAAUUGAUACCGCUUUCUGAAAAAAGGUAUCAAAAACGGCAAACUUCGCAGGGCUAUAUUAUCCGCAUUUUAUAACAUUUCGCAACAAAACGUCGGAAUAUUACUAAUUCUGUGAUGCUCUUUCAAGCUGUGAUGAAAUCUUUGUCUGGACUUGUCUCGAUCAAAAUUUUGUUUAUUAGGGAAUAGGUCCAUUCAAAGUGAACGAGAGUGCAUGAGAGUCGAUGAGACACAAAUGACUCCUUGGUUGAAAGAGAAAAAAAGAACAAGCUAUAUAUAUUAAGGCUAAAGGCUUUCAGUGCCGUUUUAAAGAAUUUUCUCGGGGGAGGGGGCAAAGGCAAAAAAAUAUUUCCACAAAGGAAAAAUGUGGGCUGCCAAGGCUUGCCCAAAGGCGGGAGAUAUACUGUAUGGAAGUAAGAGUGAAUUUAUAACUUUAACUAAUUUCUUAACUUUAACUAUGACUUUAAAUCUCAAUCUCAGAAGAUCAGAUUGAUUUUCUGCAUGUGCGUUUAUGUUUUGGUUGGAUAGUAAAAUUUUUGAAAAUUUGUGGUCACAGCAACGCCACUUUCCGCACUUUGCGCGUUGAGACCAAUGGUUGAGGCUAUUUUUCCAGGGGCAGAAUUAGUGUGACUGGAGGGGCGAUUAUUGAUUAGACACUCAGAAAGCCCCGCGGGAAUGCAACUAAAAUUGGCAUUCUUAGCUUGCUUUCCCUUUAACUCCCACGCGUGCCUGUUAUAAUUUACCUGAAAAUCAGAAAAAAUCACCUAGACGUUUUCCUGAAAUUGCUCAUGAACAAAAAUUGGCACACCUUCCCGCCCUCUCCCAAUCCCCGCUGUCGGUGCGUCCCUGACUUUCACUUAUUUUUACACAAAUGUAGAGUCGUGAAAUUGAUUUGAAAGCAGAAAAGGGAAAUCGUUUACCUGGAUCAAAGGUUGCUGUUCAACAUCAAGCGUUGGGCAAAAUUUUGCUUUGUGCUCCCUCUAAUGCCGCUGUCUAUGUUCUGCUUCGUCGUAUGAUUGCUGAAAUGAAGUACCAGACAGACAAAAAUGGCGCUGUGAAAAGUAGUAAGUCCUGCUCCUACAACUAAUACAAUUAAUAAUUCAUAGCAAAAAAUUCAAAAGAAUCAAUUGUUUAAUGAUGUGUUGUGUCCAAAUGUGAAAGACUCUCCUGAAAAUGCGCCUUCGGAUCGAGUUUGUAUAUCUGAUAGGAUACACCAUGGCCGCUCAUUUUAUAUAUACUCAUUGUGUGUAUUUUUGUGCUGAUCAAUUUCAAAACCAUGUUCCUACGGGCAUUUUCCAUUGCGGUCGUCAUGCCCGUGCGGGUGGAGCGACCAAUUUUAGUCACGUGAAAAAUCAGUCGCGCGGGCACGCCAAGAAAGUCGAAUGUAUAAUAGUUUUGUUUGUGGAAACACCACGUAAAUUUAUUACUGCAAUACUGCAAUUGGUUACUGCAAUUGCAGUAAUAAAUUUACAUGGUGUUUCCACAAACAAAACUAUUAUAUUUUAUCACAUGCAAACAUACAAAGAACUUAAGUCGAAUGUAGUUCUACUUUCAUGGCCUGUCCGCGAGCAUUCAGGCAGACAAACAAUGCACACGUUAGACAACUCCAAAGAAAGUUGAGUAAUGUUCGCUCCGCCCGCUCGGGCAAAGCGACUGCAAUGGAACAUGGCCUUUAUAUGCAGUUAUACGCCCGCUAGUUGCAUAACUUCACCUUUCCAGAAAAAGGUGUAUGUAGGGGCUAAUCUCAUAGAGAGGAAAGCCGUUGAAAAUCCUGGAUUUUUAAAAUCAUUAAGGUGUACGAUCCGCCCCAGCUCAUAUAUGCUUUAAUAAAUAAUUGCGGCGUGUUCAGAAGACGACCGCGCGCCUUGUCUCUAAUAUGCCGCGUUUUGACCAUAUGUCACUUGUGCUUUACAAGCUACACUGGCUACCAGUACAAUAUAGAAUUCAAUUUAUGAUUCUAUAGUCCUUACAUUUAAGGCUAUAUUAAUGGAUUAGUAUCUGUGUGUAUUAAGGAUUUGAAUGAUUCCUAAUUUAUUCAUGAUAAAUAUAUUUUAAGGUAAAAAUUGUGGAAGCAUUAAUUUGGUUUGUGUUGGUCGUACAUCCAUACUUCACCCUGAAGUUCUCCCCUUUGCUCUUGAUACACUGGCGAAGGUUGAAGUGUCGAAACGCUCCAGGAAUAGACUUGAACAGGAGAAAAUUGCUCAACGGAAAGUGGAAGCUACGAGGGAGAAAAUUGAAGAUUUGGAAAAGAAAGGUUAUCAGCUACGAUUGGCUGGCUUUCAAGAUGAAAGUGAAGAG
Messenger RNA from Paramuricea clavata, 3523 nucleotides. The record is from the annotation of a GenBank genome assembly. NCBI's taxonomy places the organism in Eukaryota, Metazoa, Cnidaria, Anthozoa, Malacalcyonacea, Plexauridae.